AAGUCUACGAGGUGUACCUAAACAAGUUCUCAACUACAUUCACGAACUCACUUCCAUCAAUAAAACACUUAUGAUUAAAGUAAAAUCAUUGAACGUUAACGUUCAGAUACUUAAUGCGAAAGAAGAAAUCACUCAUUUAAGAAAUACAGUCAAUGAAUUGACAGAAGAAUUAGAACAUCUGAAGAGAUCCAAACGUUUUAAUCGUAAUUCAUUAAAAACUGAAAAGACAUCUGGUCAAAAGCCCGGCAAAACAACAGCUGUGGUCAGAAAGGUUACCAAUGACAAGAAGACUAUGUCUAUUAAAACCAUAGAAUCUACAACCACCAAAACCCACCAUACCAAACAAGGAGAUUCAAAACAUGACAAAAAACAAAAAGCAGGUAGAAUUGAAAUAAGCAAACCAACUGACGUAAAGAUAAGCAAACCACAGGCCGUGAAGAUUCCACUAAAGCCAUCUACAAUCGUCAAAAGUAUAUCAAAAGAAACCGCAACAACAAUCAAUACUAAAUCACGUAGUAUCUAUACGAAGAAGACGACGAGUGGCAAAUCUACACUGCCAACUGAAAGCUCAAAACAAGAUAAAAAGACCACGUUUGCUGAGAUGGGUAAAAUCUCAAUCUCAAAAAAUAUAUCAUCCAGCUCACGGUAUUCAUCCAGCUCCCCUGGAGAUGUGGCAGUCAAAACACCAUCAUCAGCAUGCUCCACCAUACACACAGAUAUCGAAGAUGUGACUGUCGAAAUACCAUCAUUAUCAUGCAGCACCAUUCACACAGAUAUUGAAGAUGUGGCUGUCAUAACACCGUCAUUGUCAUGCAGCACUAUUCAUACAGAUAUUGAUGGAAGUGCAUGUUCAGUGUCUUCGAGUAGAUCAACAGACUCUGUUUCUAUAUCUAUUGAAGAUGAGUUUGUGGUACAGAAAGCGUUUCAAGGAGCACAAAAGACAGCUAAAGCAAUAGCAACGCACAGUAACUCCUCGCCUGAAGUUUCUUAUUCUAUAAAUAAAAUAGCAUCGGGAAAUAGCAAUCAAUUCAUCACAGAAGUUAGACAUAAAAAGAAGCUGGGGUUAAAAUUACCAUCCUUAAUAACCUCGGAAUAUACCACGACGCCACCAAAAAUUAAAUCGUCAUCAGUGAAUGAAAGUGUGCAGAAGCGUUUCAAAAUGGCGAAAAAAGUUGGUGCUGCUCCGCUUCCUAAUUUAAUGAAAGGUUUGCCAUCAAUAUCUGGAAGAUUUACUCCUAAACCUCCAUCAACUCCACAAACUUCUACCACAAACAAGACUAAAUUACCACCUGUAUCAUCUAAUACAACAUUUAAUAAAAGACAUGAUUAAAUGGAUAUAAUUUCGUUUGCCACCGUUCAUCAUUCUACUUUGGAACAUUUUUCAGUAUUAGAAAUCCCAGCGUUUAUCCACCAUUAUAUAUAUUAGUAGUCUGUAAUCAAUUUUAAUAAUCUGUAGUCAAUGUUAAUA
This is a messenger RNA of Patella vulgata (common limpet), 1468 nucleotides long. RefSeq lists its product as uncharacterized. The transcript is spliced from 2 exons. The coding region runs from base 71 to 1330 and encodes 419 amino acids. The record is from RefSeq and is a predicted model, not a curated record. Lineage: Eukaryota; Metazoa; Mollusca; Gastropoda; Patellidae.